Messenger RNA from Corvus hawaiiensis (hawaiian crow), 1394 nucleotides. RefSeq lists its product as uncharacterized. NCBI's taxonomy places the organism in Eukaryota, Metazoa, Chordata, Aves, Passeriformes, Corvidae. Bases 148 to 1386 code for a protein of 412 amino acids. The record is from RefSeq and is a predicted model, not a curated record. The transcript has 2 exons.
CCCAUGCUCAACCCACGGUGACGGUGCCACCCUCCAGGCCCUUCUGUUACCACACGGAUAAGCUGGCACCGUGUGGCAGCGUAGGGGCAGGACACGUGCCACCAGCCCCGGCUCCCAGUGCGGCCACGAUGGGACGUGGGUGAAGCCAUGAGCGUCCUGCUCCCCGCGCUUGUCCUGCUGGUGGCCACUACGGCCGUCCUGCUGGUCGCCCGCAUUCGGAAGGCAGGGAAGCGCCCCGGGAGCCGGGCCGGGGGGUCCCGGCGCGGCCGAGCAGCCCCAGGGGCUCCCGGCUGCCCCCCGGCUGAGGAGACCCCUCCGCAGGGCGCGGCUGCCCCCGGGAGCGCCCCGUACAUCCCCUGCGGCUGCGGCCCCGGCUGCGCCCCCUGCGCCACAGCGGCCCGGGAGCUGCAGGACCUGGUGACGCCGCUGUGGCCCGGGGUGUCCUUCCCGCGGGACUCGGAGAUGUGGCAGCUCUCGUGGGAGGACCUGGAGCAGCUGCUGGAGCGCGGCCGCCUGCCCUGCUGCGCCUCCUCCAGCUCCUCCGGGAGCCCCCAGCCCUCCAGGAGCCGGCGCACAAGACCCCUGAUCCACUGGAAAACAUCCGCCGCUGGAAAAGGCUCAGUCCUCUGCAGAACCCGACACUGGUUGAGAUCCUCCACCCUUCCAAGAAUGUCCAUCCCUCGGAAAGGCUCCUCCAUUCCCGCCCAGACCCUCUGUGACCUGUAUUGUGCUCCAGCUGGAGCCUGGCCCGUUCCUGCCAAGAAGCAAGUGGAAGUGUCCUGGAGCCACCGGUGCCCAAUCCAUGGCUCCCCGGAUCCUGUGGUGGAGCCAUCUGGGAAUACUCUCCGCACGCUGCUGGACAAGAGGCUCCAGCGGCAAAGGCAGUCGUUCCCAUGUGCAGCGUGCUCCCUGGAGCCGCCUGUGAAGGACAAGGCUAAGGGAGAUCUCCACACCUUGGAUAUUUCCAGCAAAGGUCUCCAUCCCUGCCAGAGCCUCCAUGAGAUCUGCUGGACUCCAGAUGGAGGAGCCCACACGGACAGGCCUCCCUGCCUCGGAGCUGUGGCUACCCACAGAACCCACAAGAUACCCACGGCCAGGAAAAGCCUGGAAACACAACUGGGAGCCCGGGCCAUUCCAGCAAAGCGUUCCCAGGAGCAAGUGGCACGGCAGGAAGUGUCCUGGAGCCGCUGCUGCCCAGUGCACGGCUCCCAGGACACUGCAGCAGUGCCACAGGAGAAGACCCUCCGGGCGGCGCUGGACAAGAGGCUCCAGCGGGAACGGGAGCACACCCUUUUCCAGGGAGCUCUCGGGAGGUGCCUGUCGCGGCUCAGGAUGCAGCUCGUGGCAGCAGCUGGCACGCUCCGUAGCUUUCCUUGUGCUGAAUAAAUCAGGCG